This is a messenger RNA of Colletotrichum truncatum, 567 nucleotides long. RefSeq lists its product as uncharacterized. NCBI's taxonomy places the organism in Eukaryota, Fungi, Ascomycota, Sordariomycetes, Glomerellales, Glomerellaceae. The record is from RefSeq and is a predicted model, not a curated record.
AUGGCGCGCCCGCGCAUUCCCGCCCUCUAUGGCAUCCUUCAAUUCUGCCUCCGGCUGACCCUCGUGGUCUUUGAGGUCUGCGCCCUCGCCGCUCUUAUUACGCUUUCACGAUACGACUUCCAUUAUCCUAUAGGAUAUGUUGCAUCCGCCCUCGGCAUCAUUUACUCCAUGACGGAAAUGGUCACUCUCGCCAACUCGACCGGUCAGAUUCCCCGCAUGCGCACCGGCGCCCUCGUCGUCGCCGACUUCAUCCUUUUUGUCCUAGGCCUAUUCUCUUUCUUCUACUUCAUCAUUCUCAACGGCUGGCGCACCGGCAGCCCUAAUCGCGAGUACCGAGCCUGGCGCAACGAUCCCCUGCGAGUUGAAAAGGCGACCUGGGCGCCGUGGUACAUGUGGUUACAGCUCAUCGCUGCCGUUCUGCACUUUCUGUACAUGUUGAUGCAUUGCGUUGAUGCCUGCAAACAAGCUCCACAGCAGGCUAGGAGACGGCAGAUGAGGAGGAGACAAAGAGAGGCAGAGAGGAUGGCAGCCAGAGAUCCCGAGACAGCACAGGUUACAGCGAGCUAG